AUGGUACUACUUUUUAUUUUUUUUUAUAGUGGAGGGCUUUGCAGUGUGUUGAACAAUCAACGAGAGAGAGAGAGAGAGAGACUUUUUCCAAGGACAUGGUACUACGUUUUAUUUUUUUUUAUAGUGGAGGGCUUUGCAGUGUGUUGAACAAUCAACGAGAGAGAGAGAGAGAGACUUUUUCCAAGGACAUGGUACAACUUUUUAUUUUUAUUUUUUAUAGUGGAGGGCUUUGCAGUGUGUUGAACAAUCAACGAGAGAGAGAGAGAGAGAGACUUUUUCCAAGGACAUGGUACAACUUUUUAUUUUUUUUUUUUAUAGUGGAGGGCUUUGCAGUGUGUUGAACAAUCAACGAGAGAGAGAGACAAUCAACGAGAGAGAGAGAGAGAGAGAGAGAGAGAGAGAGAGAGAGAGAGACUAUUGCUGUUCGGCGGGCAUGGCGGUUACAAAGACUGGGUAUCUUCCACUCUUCGAAACAAAGGAAGCCAAGGGUCGAGUGGCUUAUCGAGUGUUCGCCUUGUCCAUGCUUGUGGCCAUCUGUAUGGUUGUGGUUUACAGAGUGAGCCAUGUCCCAUCUGGAGGAGGAGGAGGAGAAGGAGCUGCCCAGGGAAGAUGGGUUUGGAUUGGACUGUUUGUUGCUGAACUCUGGUUAUCUUUUUCUUGGAUUCUCCGUCAAUCUUUUCGAUGGAACCCUAUCUAUCGGUACACCUUCAAAGACAGGCUCUCCCACAGGUACGAGAAGGAAUUACCGAAUGUAGAUAUAUUUGUAUGUACAGCAGAUCCAAGCGGAGAGCCACCAAUAAUGGUGAUCAACACUGUAUUAUCAAUGAUGGCCUAUGAUUAUCCACCGGAGAAGCUCAGUGUUUAUCUUUCCGACGAUGGUGGGUCCGAGUUGACGUUUUACGCAAUGAUAGAGGCCUCUCACUUCUCUAAGCAUUGGCUCCCAUUCUGCAAGCAAUUCAAAGUGGAGCCGCCCUCCCCCUCAGCUUUCUUUUCCAGUCACUCUCACGAUCAACCGUUAUAUCCUCAUCAUAUGGCCAACAACUACUCUUCUAUCAAGAAAUUGUACGAAGACAUGGAAAAACGGAUCAGGAUUGUGAUGGAGCUAGGUCGAGCACCACAGGAAAUUCGCAAGGAGCACAAAGGUUUUCUUGAGUGGGAUACAGUUUCUAGUCCACGUGAUCAUCAGACCAUUCUUCAGAUAUUAAUCGAUGGAAAAGACCUCAAUGCUGUGGAUAUGGAAGGACAUCAAUUGCCAACUCUAGUAUACAUGUCCCGUGAGAAGAGACCCCAAUACCAUCAUAACUUCAAGGCUGGAGCUAUGAAUGCACUGAUAAGGGUGUCUUCGAAGAUAAGCAAUGGACCAAUUAUUCUCAAUGUGGACUGUGACAUGUACUCAAAUAAUUUAGAUUCAGUGAGAGAUGCCCUUUGCUUUUUCAUGGAUGAGGAGAAGGGCCACGAGAUUGCUUUUGUACAGUAUCCACAGAGCUUCAACAAUAUCACUAAGAAUGAUCUCUAUGGAAGUUCUUUCAGAAUACAUCAAGAGGUGGAGUUCUAUGGUAUGGAUGGCAAUGGAGGGGCUCCCUAUAUUGGAAGUGGAUGCUUUCACAGGAGAGACACCCUGUGUGGGAGGAAAUACACAGAGGAGGAUUACAAGAGAGAGUGGCAAACAGAGAAUGAAAGAAUUGAAGGAGAAAGUUCAAAUGAAUUUCUAGAGAGAAUAAAGGGACUUGCCAAUUGUGACUAUGAUGAGAACACUCAAUGGGGAAAAGAGAUGGGGUUGAAGUAUGGUUGUGUAGCUGAGGAUAUGAUUACAAGUUUGGCAAUUCAUUGUAGGGGAUGGAAAUCAGUGUAUUUCAAUCCAACCAAGAAGGCCUUCCUUGGUGUUCCUCCUGUUACGUUGGAUCAGAUGCUUGUACAACAGAAAAGAUGGGCUGGAGGUCAUCUUCAGAUUUUUUUCUCAAGGAAUUGUUCCUUCUGGCAAGGUCAUAGAAGGAUCAACAUAGGACUUCAAAUGGGAUAUGCCUACUUCAACAUGUGGGCUACUUAUGGCCCUCCAACACUAUAUGGCCACGUCAUCCCUUCACUUUGUCUCCUAAAAGGCAUUCCCUUGUUUCCAAAGAUUUCAACCCCAUGGUUUCUGCCUUUCGCAUAUUUGAUCAUUGCAAGUUCCACAUACAACUUAGGAGAGUUUUUAUGGACUGGUGGCUCACUCCAAGCUUGGUGGAAUGAUGAAAGGAUAUGGAUAUACAGGAGGACAAGUUCCUACAUCUUUGCCAUUGUAGAAACAUUGCUCAUGAUAUUAGGGUUUACUAAGUCAGCAUUUGCCAUCACAACUAAGGUGGCUGAUGAUGAUGUGAUGAAGAGAUAUGAGCAAGAGAUAAUGGAGUUUGGAGCCAAUUCUCCCAUGUUUAGCACCCUAACAACAGUUGCAUUGCUCAACUUAUUUAGUUUGGUUGGAGUGAUGAAGAGAUUGCUCAUGGCUCAUGAUGCUGCUGAAGUUUUAGAGACAUGGUGCUUGCAAAUCCUUUUGUGUUUGGUUGUGGUUGCCAUCAAUCUUCCAAUCUACCAAGGUCUCUUCUUUCGCAAGGACAAAGGCUGCAUACCUUCCUCUCUUCUGUUUAGAUCAUUUGUUUUUGCUUUAAUAGUAAGUAUGCUACCAAUGUUCUAAUCUGUAGCUGUAAAUCCCAAACCCCCUUGUCCGGACAAUAAGCAGUACCCCAUUAACUAGAAUCUCAGUAUGCAAUUAUAAAUUUUUCCUAUGGUAAGAGUAUGUAAAUAUGCAAAUAUGUCAAGGGCUAAUGGAGCUUGAAGUCAAUGCUCUAAAUCGUCCAAGAUUCCGUCUUAAAUAACUUGUUUUUGUCUUUUGAGGAGGGUCACUCUUGGUUCAUUUAGCCUGCUGAUGGCAAUAUCAAAGGUGGGUUAGACUU
Messenger RNA from Macadamia integrifolia, 2927 nucleotides. RefSeq names its product cellulose synthase-like protein E1. The record is from RefSeq and is a predicted model, not a curated record. The transcript has 8 exons. Lineage: Eukaryota; Viridiplantae; Streptophyta; Magnoliopsida; Proteales; Proteaceae. Gene Ontology annotation, molecular function: mannan synthase activity; cellulose synthase (UDP-forming) activity. Gene Ontology annotation, biological process: cellulose biosynthetic process; plant-type primary cell wall biogenesis. Gene Ontology annotation, cellular component: plasma membrane; trans-Golgi network. Bases 287 to 2668 code for a protein of 793 amino acids.